GCCAUUAGCCAUAAGCAAUCCACACUUCCCUCCUCUGACUGUAGAUGUGUAAAACAACAGAUAGAUCUGGUGCUCGAGAGUUAUUUUCCACUGAAUCUUCUGGCUCUGAUACUCUACGAACCCUAGCUACUUCCAUCCAUUUCCGUUCAAAUUUUAGCAUUUCGCAUUUCAAUUCCCUGCAAUUUACCCAAUUAUGUUAUACAAUUACAAUGCACUUUCAAAUUUCCAUUUCCAUUUCUAAUAUCUUCAAAUCCUUCGCAUCUUGUCAUUCAGUUCCUUGAAUCCAAUUCUUGCCUUCUCGCUACAUGGGCUCAACACAGUCCGUUCAAGUACCCGAAGAAGAUGAUGAGAGUGAGGAAGAAGACGAAGAAGAAGAAGAAGAAGAAGAAGAAGUAGAUGAUGAUAAUGGGGUAGGAACUAUAAGGGAAAUCGAUGGCAACAAUUUGGUCAAGAAGGUUCUCGAACAAGAGCCUGAAAUGUUACCCUGCCAUGCAUCAGCAUCUCCGCUUUCUCCUCAGCUUUCUUCCCUAGGCACGCCGCGCCUCGGCCCGUCGAUUAAGGUGUGGGACCCUUACAAUGUCUUGGCCCCGCCUCCGCCGCUUCCUCCUCCUCCUCCUCCAAUUUUCUCUCGGAGCUUGUCGUCAUCUUCGUCUGGCGGGAUUGUUGACGACGAUCGCGCCGUCACCGAGGUGUAUUUGAUUAAUCAUGGAGAGUGCGAACUUAAUUUGAGGCCAGAUUUGGUCGGUGGGAGGUGCCAUGUGGCGGCUUUGACGCCAAACGGGAAACGUCAGGCUAGGGCUUUAGCUGUGUUCUUGAACUCGCAAGGGGUUAGGUUCAAUGCGGUUUAUUCCUCGCCUUUGGAUCGAGCAAGAUCAAUGGCCGUUUCCGUUUGUCAGGAAAUAAAUUUUGCAGAGGAACAGAUUCAGUCGUCAGAUGCUCUUUUAGAGAUGAGCCUGGGGCAUUGGGAGGGAUGCCCCUGUUCAGAAAUUUAUACACCUGAAGUUUUGAGCUUGAUUGAAUGUUCUCAGCCUGAUUUUUGUGCACCAUCUGGAGAAUCAUUAAGGCAAGUGGAAUUUAGGAUGGUCCAGUUCUUAAAUUGGACAAUUCUAGGACUGCCUGAAAAGUUGAGAUCCGAUUUCACAUUGCACCAUCAAAUCAAGAGCCAAAGUUUUUCUCAUGAUCGAGAUCCACCUGCUUUACUGCCACAACAUUGGGAUAUGCUUCAUAGGCAUCGGCCAGGGCUCUCAAGGAAGAAAUCAGGUAGGAGCAGGCUGCAGUAUGUGACUACCACAGGCAAUCAUGAGGGUGAGGAUGAGAUCUCUCCCAGGGGAGCCAAUGACCAAAGCGCACUCCAUAAUUUAAAUGUUAGGAGCUCAAUCUCCACAUCCUCAUGUAUUGGUGUUUUCACUCAUUCAAUUCCUAUCAAGUGCCUCCUCACAGGUCUCCUGGGUUGCAGCCCAGUAAUGUUACAUAAGAUCUGCAUAGAAGAUUCUUCAGUGACAGUAUUGCUGCAUUCAUGGAAAACGGGUUGGCAGAUAAAACGUUUGAAUGAUACUGCACAUCUGAGGCUUCUCUAGUUGGAGAAUUAUGAAAGCUGUUAACUAUUGGGUGAAAGCUGGUAUUGUGUUCAUUUAUGGAUCAUGUUGCAACUCAUGAUUUCACGUGAAAUGAUGUUACUUCUACACCUUGCUGCUAUGUUGUUGACAUAUUUAUUUACACUUAUGGACUUACCAGCUUGAAAGAAAAAGAGGAUCAGGUUGGGAGUUGGGUAUUUGUAUUGGGUAAUUCUUUUGAUUUGUAGCAUUACAAGUGUUUUUAUUGUAGAGUGAAAGAUAAUGCUUUUUCCCCUUUCAUGUAUCAGCUAUCAGGAAGAAAAUAAGUUAUUUUAGGAUGAAGAAUUGUGAAAUUGUAUUUUUGCUGAUUCUAACGAGUUGAGCAGAGCUACCUGAGACAUGCCUAUUAUUUCAUUUAUGAUUAGAACAAAACAAUUUCACUCA
Messenger RNA from Hevea brasiliensis (rubber tree), 1997 nucleotides. RefSeq lists its product as uncharacterized. Bases 306 to 1577 code for a protein of 423 amino acids. Lineage: Eukaryota; Viridiplantae; Streptophyta; Magnoliopsida; Malpighiales; Euphorbiaceae. The record is from RefSeq and is a predicted model, not a curated record. The transcript has 2 exons.